UACACGCAAGUACAACAUAUGCAAGCAUCAGUUCUGCGUCCACAUCCAAAGCUUCAUCAACAACCAUGCGAACUCCUACCAAUAUCGCCACCGCCCUGGCCUGUCUGUUGGGACUUGCUGCAGCGCAAAACCCGUGCAUCACGACCUGUACCGACUUACCUGACGGCGACUACCAGUCGUGCAACGGCUGCAAGGUGUACGCCACUUGCUGGCAUGGGCAAAUCUUCGACGACAGGCCGUGUGUCGGGGACACCCUCUGGGACGACUCCUUCAAGCACUGCGAGUUGAGCUCCGCUACAUGCACGCCUACAACCUGCGUGAGCAACUGUAACGGUAUGGCCGACGGCAACUAUGAAUCCUGCAAUGGCUGCAACGUGUACGUAACCUGUCAUGCUGGCAACAUCAUCGAUAACAGACCCUGUCCUGCUGGACUCGUGUUCAACAGCAACACGAAAGGAUGUGAUCACAAAUCCCCCUCAUGUCCAUAGCCACGUGCCUCAUUGAAAUGGCCCCCCGAGGCCUGGGGAUACGGGAUCCUAAUGUCUGAAUGUACACAGUGCAUUUCUGUUUGAUAUGCCGUGAAUAAAACAUUUUUUCUGUUUGAUCAAUGUGCAUUUUGUU
Molecule: messenger RNA, 621 nt
Organism: Haliotis rufescens (red abalone)
Lineage: Eukaryota; Metazoa; Mollusca; Gastropoda; Lepetellida; Haliotidae
Product: probable endochitinase
Exons: 4
Coding region: 66-488 (140 amino acids)
Cellular component (GO): extracellular region
Molecular function (GO): chitin binding
Source: RefSeq, a predicted model, not a curated record